Molecule: messenger RNA, 1389 nt
Organism: Stylonychia lemnae
Lineage: Eukaryota; Ciliophora; Spirotrichea; Sporadotrichida; Oxytrichidae
Source: the annotation of a GenBank genome assembly
AUGGACAUAUAUCCUAACCUAUUAUCAUAUGGCAUCACCCAGUUAGGUAUUAUAAUGUCAAAUGAGAUAUUUUACUCGAACGUUAUGUAUGAGAUAUUUGGUCCAGUGAAAUAAAAUGUCUAGAUUUUCUAGGUUAUUCCAUUACUUGAGCAAAUUGAAAAUGAAAAGCCUUACAAGGGUUAUCCGUUUGAAAUAAAUUUGAGGAGAUACCCAAUGCCUCCAGAUUCUAUGGCUAAGUACAUGUAUUAAAUAAAAUUCCCCAUAUUGUUUUAAACAAUAAUGACUUAGUUAACAGUUGGCGGUACAAGUUCAUUCCUAGCUCACUAUUUCAAAAAGUUCUUGUACAUAUGGCACCAAAGGCCUGAUAAGAUACUUAAAAUAUCGAAUUUAUUAAAGAUGGUAGGAUGCUUUGCAUACUUUUACUAUUUUACCCAAUCUAUACAAUUAGCUGUACAGCUUGACAGCUUCUUUAUGAAAUUUAGAUAUCUGUGCUGUCACAUUUUCGUGAUCUUAACUUUAACAUAUCCUUGUACCUAUACAGUCCUACUACAUCUCAUUUUUGAAAUGAGUGUACUUUCGAUUUUAUUCAGAUUUUUUGUUUCCAGAAACUCAGUGGCUUUAUCUGAAGCAUUUAGCGUGAUGCUUCAUAAUGAUGAAAACUUUGCUGAUCUUGUACAUAUCAAUCAGGAAUUAAUGCAUGAGGAGAUGCAGCAGAAUCAGCUGAAUGAGAGACUACAGUAAAGGUUGAAUCUUAUUAAUGAGCAGAGAGAUCAAUUAUUUCCAAAUAGAAGAGCUCAAAACCAUCCUCACCAAAAUUCCAACGAUGAUUAGGUCAACAAUAAUUUAAGGCCUAAUGAGGGACUGUCUGAUGAAUAAGAGGAGGAUGAUGAGUUUUCUGAUAGUCAAGCCUCUGAUAACCCAGAAUAAGAUGUAUUGCAAGAGUUUUUAAUGCGAAAUACAAUGAGAAUGCAAGGAUAGGAUGCAGAUGCAAUCCCUAACAAUGAUGAUGAUGACUCCUCUAGUAGUUACGAAGAAGAAGAGGAAGAAGAAAAAUAGAUUCAAGAAAUAUAACAAACAAAUUAGGAGUUCAUAAUUGCCUCAUAAAAAUCAAACUAAGAAAGGAAGCAUUCAAGUAUAUCAUCACAAAAGCUAUCAAGAAAGAGCUUUGAUAGUGAAGAUGAAAAUAUUAAAGCUAUAAAUAGCAUGAAAUCUUAAGCUCAAGAGAAUAAUAUGGCUUAAACCAAACUCAGGAAGCUGAACAAUCUUACUCCACUUUCUAAAAUUAAACAUAAUAUUUAAGAGGACCUUGUAAGUUUAUCAGAAGAUAAUAUUAAACCCACAAACCAUUAUGACUGUUAAAUUGAUCAAUUUCAAUUGGAAUAAGACUGA